This is a messenger RNA of Engraulis encrasicolus (European anchovy), 3540 nucleotides long. RefSeq names its product testis expressed 2, like (gene tex2l). Bases 1 to 3540 code for a protein of 1179 amino acids. The transcript has 12 exons. Gene Ontology annotation, cellular component: endoplasmic reticulum. The record is from RefSeq and is a predicted model, not a curated record. Gene Ontology annotation, molecular function: lipid binding. Lineage: Eukaryota; Metazoa; Chordata; Actinopteri; Clupeiformes; Engraulidae.
AUGGCAGGGAACAUAGGAAAUGAUGGAGGAGCCGAAAGCCUUCCUGGAUCUUCUCACCAGGGCCCAGGAGGAGCGCCUUGCCCCUCCAACCCACCAGGGGGAACCCCCCAGCUGGGCCCAGGUCGAAGGGGCAUAGUGAUCCAGCUAACUGGGACGGAGGGUGAAUGGGACAGCCUGGACGACAACGAGCUGAUCUUCCAGCUGGACCACCACGAUCAUCAUGACUCAGCAGGACCCAGUCUGCUACAGAAGCAGAGGUCGUGUCCUUUCGAUGACAGUGACUGGGGCCUCCCCGCUUUCCACGUUUCCCAUUCGCCCUCCUCGCCCGGCUCUCUGGGGGACAUCUCGGCAGCUUCGUCGUCCAUGCCCGGGUUUCUGUCCCCGAGCCAGGCGUCGUCCUCCUCACCCUCACAUCGCCCCCUGGUGACCAACCUGGUGAAGUCUCUCUCCACCGAGCUGGAGCCACCAUCAUCAUCAUCGACCUUGAAGCCGCGACCUCUGCUCAGCCUGGUCAAGUCCAUCUCCACGGAGAUCUCUCGCAGCGAGCCCGAGGUGUCCCAGUCCAAGUCCGACUCGCGCCUCAACCUGCACCUCCUCAAGCAGCUGGCCCAGCAGUCCAAGGACUCCCGCACCGCGCCGCCGUCCCCGACCAACCUCUCCCCGACCGAGGCCAAUAAGCCUCAGGGAUUCUUCAAGGCCGAGCUGGAGGACACCAAGCGCAAGCUCCACGAGGCCAUGCAGGAGCCCAUGUUCAGUAUGUUCAGCAAGAUCAUGCGGGAUGACAACACUGGCAGCCCCAAACACCAAAGAUCAAACAUCGGUGGUAGUGGUGGUGGUGGUGGUGGUGGUUCUUUGGACUCGCCGAGCCAUAAGGGAUUUUAUGCAGUCCUCGGAAGAUCCACGGGGGACUUGACCGCGACGGAGCCAUCGCAGCCUAGUCGGAGCACCAAGACCGACAGUGGUGCGGACUUCAGCAUGCCGAACUAUAAUUGGCCGGCGAGGCGCUGGAGGAGGAAGAGGUCAUCAUGCGCUCAUCAUGACCAUCAAGGUCGACUGAAGGACACGAGUCCACCUCCCUCCCGUCAAGGUCAUGAGGUCAUGAGUCAUAUAGGCAUCCCUCAAACGUCCUCUUCCACAGUUCCGCGCACAGGACUCUGCUUUCUGGCGGCGCUGUUCUACUCUUACUUCAUCCUGCCUUUGACCACGUACAUGGCGGGCCUUUGUCUGGGCCUGAUCUUCGGCUUCAUGCUGGGACUUCUUCUGAUACGGCUGGGUUUGAGCAGCAGACAGGCCGCCACAGCCCCAGCUUAUAGACGCAGUUCUAACCAGAACCAGGAGAGGUACAGUCAUCCAAGUGACCCCCAAGGGGACCCGCCCUGCCUGAAGGGUUGGAUGAAUGAGAUGUACAGCUAUGACCCCGACUACUAUCACCCGUCCUUGACGCAGUCCGUUUAUGCGUCGCUAGAGGGCUCGAGCCUGAGGCUGGACUACCCCCGCCAGAACAUCCGGCGCAGGGCCACGUUCGACGAGCAGCCGCAAGAGCCACCGCCCACUUCUGCGCGUUCACGCACCAUCCAGCUCACCGGCAGCAAGGUGUUCCUGUACCCAGUGGCGCUGGCACGCAAGCGGCUAUGGAACCCAAAGUACCCCAUCUGCAUCAGGCUGAACGAGCAGGCUGACCAGAGCCAACAGCCGCCAGCGCUGACGGAUCUGCGAGACGAUGGCCAGGGCAGGGGUGGGGGUGGUGGUGGUGGUGGUGGUGGUGGGGCCACAGAUAGGGCCAUGGGUGGGGGUGGGGGUGGAGGUGGAGGUGCAUGUGGACGCGGUGGGGGUGUUUUUGGAAGUGUGAGUGUGGGAGGGGGUGUCAGUGUUAGUGUUAGUGGAGGUGGAUCUGAACAACACCAUCAGCAGGUAGUAGGCUCUGCUGCCUCAGCAACACCUGCCAAUGCUGGAGCCACCACAACCAGCACCCCCUCUGCCAACACCACCACUACAGCCACCACUACAGCCACCACUGCCACCACCACUACGACCUUCACCAACACUACUCUGUACCUGUUUGGACGAACAGGCCGAGAGAAGGAGGAGUGGUAUCAUCAGCUCCAGGCUGCCUCCAGGAGUGAGAGCACGGCCGACAGCCUGCACAGAUGUGAAUCAAGACCUGACAUCCUAGUGCCUCAGCCAGACAGUCCCGUGGCCGCGUCCAGCAGCAGAGUGUCCAGCGGGGGUGCGGGCAGCACUGAGGACCUGGCCUCCGUCCUGCUCUGCUCUCGCGACCUGGCCGGCAGGGUCACGGGCAGCUUCCUGCGCAGCCACGACUACGCCUCCUACAUGGGGGCGCUGCUCCGCUCCCAGGAGCCCAGCCCUGCCUCCAACCCCGGCCCCAGCAGCGCCCAGGCCAGCCCCACCGAGAAGGUAUUGCUCUCCUUCAUACGUAUGUUGUUGGUUCAAUCGUCAGUCAUUGGUUCAUCAUCUUCACCAUUAUCGUCAUCAUCAUCAUGUCCUUCUUCUACACCCCAACAGGACAUGUGCUGCUGUCAAAUGGAGGCCCCGUCUCCGGACUGGAUCAACGCCCUGAUUGGACGGAUCUUCUGGGACUUCCUGCAGGAGAAAUACUGGGCCGACGUAGUCUCGCACAAGAUCCAGAAGAAGCUGAGUAAAAUAAGGUUGCCUUACUUCAUGAAUGAGCUGACUCUGACUGAGCUGGAUAUGGGCUGUGGGAUGCCCCAGAUCCUCAACACCUACGACCCCCGCAUCAACCAAAGAGGCUUGUGGCUGGAGGCAGAUGUGGAGUACACUGGCGCGCUGCAGAUGACCCUGGAGACCAAGAUCAACCUCAGCAAGCUGGGGAAGGACGGCCUGGAGCCGGACCGAGUGGUGGAGACCACGGGAGCAGGAAGGUCCAGACUGUGUGUGCUGGCUGACAGCGACGAGGAGUCCUCCAGUGCGGGCUCCACAGAUGAGGAGGAGGGGCCCCUCCCGGAGCCCCAGAAGCCCCCAGGGGAGAAGGGGAGCCCGGGCAGCCUCGACAGCCCCACAGCCAGUGGGCGGACGGGCAGGAAGCUCCUGCGCUUGGUGGACAAGAUCGCCAAGUCCAAGUACUUCCAGAAGGCCACGGAGAACGAGUUCAUCAAGAAGAAGAUGGAGGAGGUGUCCAACAUGCCCCUCCUGCUCACCGUGGAGGUCAAGGAGCUGAGCGGAACUCUGACAGUCAACAUACCACCUCCCCCCACCGACAGAAUAUGGUAUAGUUUCUGUGACCCGCCGCGGCUGGACCUGCGGGUGCGUCCCAAGCUGGGGGAGAGGGAGGUCACCUUCUGCCACGUCACCGAGUGGAUCCAGAAGAAACUACAGGACGAAUUCCAGAAAGUGUUUGUGCUGCCAAACAUGGAUGACAUUUACUUGCCGCUCAUGCACUCGGGCAUGGACCAGCCCCCCCUGCCCCAGGAGCCCUCCACGGCCCCAGGCUUACAGCCACACAGCAGCCCCUCUGCUGACUCCAUGGAGCCCUGUGUAGAGUGGGAGUCGCACUCCCCCUAG